AUGGAACCAGUACCAGUUCAUGGUGGAGCUGCUGAUGACGUGAAGACUGAAACAACUUCAGCAGACUCGGGAUCUGGCUUGACUGAACAGCAGCCUCAUGAGAAUACGGCUGAUGAGAACAUUAAGAAGUUGCCUGUAGAAGAGGAAGUCAUUCAUUCAGAGUCUCAACCACAAGUCAAAAGCGAGGAAAGCUCAGUGCCAAUUCAAAACGCCAAGACUGACAGCUCAUUAGAAUCUUCUACUCAGCAUAGUUCUGCAGCGGGUGAAAGUGAAUCCAAUCAAUCUUCUCGUCCACCUCUCAACCCGUCGAAUAGUUCGUCGAUGUCUAUUUCAGCCAUGCUUGGUGGUGCAGGUUCUCAAUCGCAAUCUGCCGAUUCGAAUAAACCAGAUGAUGCUUCUAGUAGUAUUAAAAACAUAGUCAGUCCAUCUUCGAGCUCAGCUCCAUUGAGUACUGAAGGUCAAAACAAUUCAUUCCCAUCAGCUUCAACUUCUAUUCCGGCUCCAUCGCCAUUUACUGCUCCUUCAGCCAGUGAGAUUGAUAACUCGGUUCCAUCACAACCAGCAUCUUCAGCUGCGGGUACUGUUCCAGAUAUCAUUUCUAGACCCGAAACUGAUCCAGCAGCCACUAGCUCUGCUACUACUACUGGAUUUUCUACACCGGCAAUGGAACCAGCUUCUGAGUCGGCGUCAGGACCUAAUGCUCCUGUAUCACAACAAGAGUCGGUCCAGGUUCUAACUGGCUCAAGUUCGACAUCUACAGCUACAGUUGGUGCUAUUUCAAACCCCAGUUCAGCUGGUACUGAGUCCAAUCCUCCAAUUUCACAAUCUGAACCUCUUUAUUCAUCACAUCUUCCUAGUUCACAGCUGUCAACAAGUGAACCAGAAAGACCCAGGCCGUCUUCAUUCCUCACACAAUUCAAAGGUGGAAGUCCUACUUUCCAACUACCGCCUGUCCAGUUUGAUCCGGCUUUAGACAGAAGAAAACAGAAUCUUACGGGGCCUGAAUCGGCUCCAGUAAGAGCGGAAGAUGCAGUAGCAAAAUUAAAGAAACCUGGAUUUGAACAAGAGCAAGCGCUUUCUCAACAGGAACAGCUAGAACAACAGCAACAUGCUCUACAACAAGGACAGUUCUCAUCGCAAAAUGCUAUACCUCCUACGACAGUAGAAGGUGAGCAUCAAUCGCAACUUCCACCACCACCACCACCUUCACAGUUGCCACCACAAUCAACACUGCAUAACCAUCAGCAUCCAGAUAAUGGUGUUCCAGUUGCUAACCAUCUUCACCAUCACCACCACCAUCAUCACAGACAUCAUCACCACCAUCACCACCAUGAAGAUGGUGACAGUCAUGAAGCCAGUCCUGGAGCUCCAGAACCAUUUGUAUUUCCUGGCAAUGCUAGCUCGGUAACUCCAACUGCUAACAACGGCUUUCAUCUACAGCCACUCGUUGAUGGCAAUGGUUUGUCUGUUUCAUUGAAACGUCCAGCCGAGACAGGUGAUGAAUAUCCUCCCCUGACAGUUCGCAGUCAGAUAAUUGUUGACAAUUCAGAUGUUUUAGAGGCUAUUACCAAGUUCCCACGGCACAUUCUUGGAGCGGUGAUAUAUGAGCCACAAUCCAAGAACAGUUCGCAUGUAUUAUUACCGCGAUACGACGACAAAAUCAACAGUGUGAUUCAAAUUCGAAUUCCUCGUCGCUUCCUUAAUCACCAGACGAAUCUUGCUAUUCCAGAGCGCAGGCUGUGGGGAACUGAUAUCUAUACAGAUGACUCGGAUAUUGUAGCAGCUCUGUAUCACAAUGGUCACCUCAAGCUACCAGACCCAUUAGUCACGACGGUGGUUGAUGAAUCAAUCUCGCCAUUAACUGAUUGCAUUGCUUCCAUUAGAAUUCUCCCCAGACUGGAACGCUACCAAGGCUCAUACCGGUACGGAUUCAAUUCAAGAACAUGGUUGGCAUCUCAUGAUGGCGUCAGUUUUAUGAUUGAAAGUGUAGACUUUGUUCCAUGUGGACAAGCCGAAGCAUCUGCUUCAUUGAAAAAGCAACGGGUAUCAGACUGGAACCAACUCAGGAAACUUUCAAAGAGCAACAAUCCCGAGUUCAAACUCAGUGCAGCUCUGAGUGAAAAAAUCCGUCGUGAAACAAAACCAGUCGAUACUAUUAGUUCUACUGAUAGCCCAGACGCAUCAAAAACGGCAUGA
Sugiyamaella lignohabitans is the source of this 2196-nucleotide messenger RNA. RefSeq names its product Transcriptional regulatory protein RXT3. The transcript has a single exon. NCBI's taxonomy places the organism in Eukaryota, Fungi, Ascomycota, Dipodascomycetes, Dipodascales, Trichomonascaceae. The record is from RefSeq and is a predicted model, not a curated record. The coding region runs from base 1 to 2196 and encodes 731 amino acids.